Molecule: messenger RNA, 1158 nt
Organism: Chelonoidis abingdonii (Abingdon island giant tortoise)
Lineage: Eukaryota; Metazoa; Chordata; Testudines; Testudinidae
Gene: CRYBB1
Product: crystallin beta B1
Biological process (GO): visual perception; lens development in camera-type eye
Molecular function (GO): structural constituent of eye lens
Source: RefSeq, a predicted model, not a curated record
AUGUUUCCUUUCGGUGCCCCUCUUCCACCUGAGCUGACCACAGCCAUGUCGGAGACCAUGAAAACCACUGCUGCCAGCCAGGCUGCUGCUGACAAGGAGAGGGGAGUCCUGGCCCCAGCCCCAUAUCCAGACCACACCCCUGUUUCGAACACUAAGGCUGAGCAGCCUUCCAUGCAAGCUUUCAGGAUCGUCAUCUUUGAGCAGGAGAAUUUCCAGGGAAGGAAGAUGGAGUUCACAAACGAGUGCCUUAACCUAGGCGACCGUGGGUUUGACCGGGUGCGCAGCGUCAUUGUCAGCACUGGACCCUGGGUGGCCUUCGAGCAGUCCAACCUGCGCGGAGAGAUGUUCAUCUUGGAGCAGGGCGAGUAUCCUCACUGGGAUACCUGGUCCAGCAGCUACAGGAGCGACUGCUUCAGGUCCAUGUGUCCCAUCAAGAUGGCGGCUGAUGGCUAUAAAAUCUCCCUCUUUGAAUCUGCUGACUUCAAGGGCAACAAGAUGGAAAUCCAGGAAGAUGACGUGCCCAGCCUCUGGGCUCAUGGCUUUUGUGACCGGGUGGGAAGUGUGAAAGUGUCCAGCGGAACCUGGGUUGGAUACCAGUAUCCUGGCUACCGAGGCUACCAGUAUCUCUUUGAGAGAGGAGACUUCAGACACUGGAAUGAAUGGUCGGCCUUCCAGCCCCAGGUCCAGUCUAUCCGCCGCAUCAGGGACAUGCAGUGGGAUCGGAAAGACUGCUUCAGUGCUCCUGAUGCUCCUUUGAAGUGAGCGUGCUCCCUGCUAGCUAGCAGUCCUGGGCCACGUAGCAUCUCGACACCCCUGCUACUUUCUGUGAACAGCCCCCAUCUCGCCUCUCUCUUGCAUCCCCUUUCUCGGCACUUUCCUUGUAUAUUGCACGUUUAUUGGAUGUCCUGUACAUUGUGAUGCAAAAUCAACAAUCAAUACAAAAAAUCAGACAACUACAGCAGACUCAGAGUCUGUUCUGCGCUGGAUUGUUCUCGGGGAAAUUCCUAGCCCCUUUAACUUUCUUACCCUGUUUAAACUGCUCAAUGCUCUGAACUUCAGUGUUGGACAUUUGGGGAUGGGGGCGGUGGUUCUGCAGAUGGUCGGGGUUUGAGGGAGGGGGAGCGGUGGUUCUGCAAAUGGUUGGGGUUUGAGGGUGGG